UUUAAAAGCAUCGUUAAAGCUCAUAAUCAAUUCAGUUUUAAUAGAUUAUCUGAGUCCAAAUCAAAGCAUUUUCGAGACCUAAAUUCGGGGCUUGUCAAAUUAGAACCACCCCUCGAACCAACACACAAUCUCAGCACAUGGAACAAAAUUUGUUCUGUGUCGACCAAGUAAGUGUACGGUUACGUUUCGACGGUACCGAUUUACCAAUAGCUCAUACAUUCAAUUUACGCAAUAGAAUAAUCACACUUUGAUCGGCAGGCAACUAAGUAUGCGCGACAUGUUGAUGAAUGGUUAUAUCGAUCUUUGCGAUGGUAGGACAGAGUUCUUGAUCCCAAAUAUUAAUAAAUUAUUACGUUCUCUUAUAUGUCAGGUUAUAGAUAGAUAUAUAGAUUUCAUGAGAUUUUAUGACAUUCGUUGUUCAGAAGGAAAGAAUCAGUUCAAGUCGUCAGUAUGGCAGAACCAUCUCCUCUAAUUGACAUAAACGUCGGAGGACAAAUAUUUACAACAAAACUUAAAACAAUUGCAAAAUUCCCCGAUUCAGUUCUUGGGAGAAAAGCUGCUUAUUUUCUUGCCAACUCGAAAUUUGAUUCGUCUGACAUUGAUUCACAGGGUCGACUGUUUUUAGACAGAGACCCAAAGAUAUUUUCUCACGUCUUGCAAUAUUUGAGGGAAGAAAAUAGUACUGAUAUCAAGAAAGGUGCUGAUUUAUCUCCUACGCAAGAUUUUGAAGAAGGACAAACAUGCAAAUGGUUGCAUCAUUUACCAAAGUACGAGCAGCAACGCUUUGCUGAUGAAUGUGAACAUUUUCAUCUAUCGCUACCGUCGUUUUUCGCAGAUUCUUUUCCCGAAUUUCAACGAAGUCAUCCUCAUUUUAAUCGAUGUGUUUCAGACAAUGAAAUUUACAGAUCUGAAAUGAGAAAUAAAUCUAUCAGACGCUCUCAUAGUGGACCAAAAUAUAUAUCAUUGGGAUAUCGAGCAACAUAUGAAGUAACAAGAGACGCUUUCAGCAAUGACAAAUUUCGCAGGAUCACUCGAAUCACAGUUUGCGGAAGUGCUUCGGCAGCGAAAGAGGUGUUCGACGACGACAUUAAUGACAGCAGAGAUCCGGAUAGACAACCCGCAGGUGGAUACACAAGUCGAUACUACUUGAAACACAAUCACCUAGAAAAGGCAUUCGAGUCAUUGAGUGCGAAAGGAUUCCACAUGGUUGCUUCCACAUCAAGCGGUUCUAAAACACUGACAUCACAAGCUGAUGAAUACAAACAGUGGACUGCUUACGUAGAUUACGUAUUUUGCCAUCCGUAAAACACACGAGUCGUCUUCCGGAUGAAAUAUCAGCUGACUUAUUAACAUGAACUGAAUUUUUGAAUUAUUUAAAAAAAAUCUAAAUUCGCAGAUUUUUGAAAUUUUGUUUAUGUAAAACUGUUGCUAAUGUUCGUUUGGGAUAUAGUUUUCUGCGAAUGAGGCACCUGGACCAGACACGCAAUACACACAAAAACAUUUCGUUUAUCCGAAAUUUUUUUUUUAAAUUGUUGAUUAAAGUUACAACUCAACUCUUUUAAAUCAAGCUUUUAUUGUAUAAUUAGUACCUGUUUUACAGCUUUAUGAGCAAUAUCAUAUAAUAUUAUAUAUAUAUAAAGUGAUUGUAGGAAAUCACUUUCGUAUUUGGGUAUUCAUUUUGUUGUUGUUGUGCAUUGUAAAAAUUGACUUCCAUAGGAUACGCUGUAUUACAUGUCGAACUUAAAUACUGUAAAUAAUUUUAUAAAAUUAUUGUUGGAUUUUCUCGUAUGGUCCUACAUCCUAGUUUUUUGAAAGAAGACAAGUCAUCAUUCCCAAGUUUUCUUAAUGCCUCAUGCGAGGAUGUAAAUAAACUAACCCGUCAGGAUUAAGCUCGAGAAGCGUUAGAAGCAAUGUAUGUAAUCUAUUCAACAAAAUUGGUGUCUUUUUAUUUUGUAUUUACAUUCGAAGCCGCCGACCUGCAUUUUCAUUGGAAUAUAGAACUGUUUAUAUAUUGUUUACGAGUGGAUUGUCAACUAUAUGUUAUUUGUAAAUACGUCACGUGUUGUAAAAUCAUACUGUAUUUAUCGGCCAUUGAUUUGGUUGGUUAUUACGCUUUUGUUUACUUUUACUUUGCUAUUAUACGAUGUUUGAUUUGAUGAAUGUAAAAAUAAUACUGCCAUACCGUUUCA
Messenger RNA from Styela clava, 2189 nucleotides. Its product is annotated as BTB/POZ domain-containing protein KCTD12-like. NCBI's taxonomy places the organism in Eukaryota, Metazoa, Chordata, Ascidiacea, Stolidobranchia, Styelidae. Gene Ontology annotation, biological process: protein homooligomerization; regulation of G protein-coupled receptor signaling pathway. The record is from RefSeq and is a predicted model, not a curated record. Gene Ontology annotation, cellular component: signaling receptor complex.